UUUUUGGCUUGUUCGUUUACGAUUAUGGAAUCGAUUUAUUAUUCGGUCUAGAUAUGCUUAAGCGUCAUCAGGCAUGUAUUGAUUUGCGAAAGAAUGCGUUAAUUAUUAAUGAUAAAGAAAUUCGGUUUUUAGCAGAACAUGAAUUACCAGAAAGUGCAAGAAUGGAUGAGAUGGGUGAAAAUCUUGAUGAUAUAGCAAGUAGCUCUAGCGCGUCAAAUACGAAAUCUCCAUCAAUUUCUUCUAGCAUCAUCGCUAAUCCGCCUUCCUCAAAUUCUUCUUCCCCGGGUAAUUAUCAUUGAUUUUUGUUGACAUUUUAAUCACAUACUAAUUUUUAUUAUUAUUUAUUUUAAUAGUAUCUCAACAACAUUCACAAUAUCCAGAAGAACAUAUUCAAAAUUUGAUUUCAAUGGGUGGAAUUACA
Molecule: messenger RNA, 421 nt
Organism: Rhizophagus irregularis DAOM 181602=DAOM 197198
Lineage: Eukaryota; Fungi; Glomeromycota; Glomeromycetes; Glomerales; Glomeraceae
Source: RefSeq, a predicted model, not a curated record